Messenger RNA from Elgaria multicarinata webbii, 1680 nucleotides. It is a transcript of the gene TWF2, whose product is annotated as twinfilin actin binding protein 2. Gene Ontology annotation, cellular component: cytoplasm; myofibril; actin filament. NCBI's taxonomy places the organism in Eukaryota, Metazoa, Chordata, Lepidosauria, Squamata, Anguidae. The record is from RefSeq and is a predicted model, not a curated record. Gene Ontology annotation, molecular function: actin filament binding; actin monomer binding. The transcript has 9 exons. The coding region runs from base 146 to 1195 and encodes 349 amino acids. Gene Ontology annotation, biological process: actin filament depolymerization; regulation of lamellipodium assembly; barbed-end actin filament capping.
CCCACGGGCGGACCCGCUCAAGCCCCUCCUGCGCCAGUCAGCAGGAACCCGGAAGCGGGCGGUGCGGGAGUCGGAGCCGUUUCCUGCCCGGGAGACAGCGGCGAGUUCGGGUGGAAAUUGGUCGAAGCGGACCGGAUUCGGAGCCAUGACUCACCAGACCGGCAUCCACGCCACUACGGAAUUAAAGGAUUUUUUUGCCAAGGCCCGGAACGGUUCAAUCCGCCUCAUCAAAAUUGUCAUCGAAGAUGAGCAGUUGGUGCUUGGAGCCUACAAAGAAUUGUCUCGUCGUUGGGAUAAGGACUAUGACUCUUUCGUGCUGCCGCUACUGGAUGAACUGCAGCCCUGUUACAUCCUCUACCGCCUGGACACCCAAAACGCACAAGGCUAUGAGUGGCUUUUUAUCUCCUGGUCACCUGACAACUCCCCUGUUAGACUGAAGAUGCUCUACGCAGCAACCAGAGCAACAGUGAAGAAAGAGUUUGGAGGAGGACAUGUAAAGGAUGAGCUCUUUGGAACAGUUAAGGAAGACAUCUCGCUCAGUGGUUACCAGAAGCACGUGUCGUCGUCCUCGGCUCCAGCUCCUCUGACAGCAGCCGAACGAGAGCUUCAGCAGAUCCGCAUCAAUGAGGUCAAGACUGAAAUCAGCGUAGAAAGCAAACACCAGACGCUCCAGGGACUGGCUUUUCCUUUGCAGCCGGAAGCACAGCAGGCCAUCCAGUUACUAAAACAGAAGAAAAUCAAUUACAUCCAGCUGAAGCUGGACCUGGAGCGGGAGACCAUAGACCUGGUCCAUACAAAUGCCACAGAGAUAGCGGACCUGCCUAAGAGAAUUCCUCAGGAUUCUGCCCGUUAUCACUUCUUUCUGUAUAAGCACUCUCAUGAAGGAGAUUAUCUGGAGUCAGUUGUGUUUGUCUACUCCAUGCCUGGCUACAAAUGUAGCAUCAAGGAGCGCAUGCUGUACUCCAGCUGCAAGAGCCGACUGCUUGACUCUGUGGAGCAAGAUUUCUGCCUAGAGAUUGCAAAGAAGAUUGAAAUUGACGAUGGAGCGGAACUGACCGCCGAGUUCCUGUACGACGAGGUCCACCCCAAGCAGCACGCCUUCAAGCAGGCCUUUGCCAAGCCCAAGGGGCCUGUUGGGAAAAGAGGACAGAAGCGGCUUAUCAAAGGACCAGGCGAGAAUGGUGACGACAGCUAAGCCCCGAUGGACAGGAGGACGGGUCAGGGCAGGGGCUGUGUGCACCGGCCAGCCUCCAGCAUUGCAGCUCCAACCAAAUCCGCCUCUCUGCCUCUGAGCCUGUCCACUGAGCUCCAGAGCUUUUCCCUCCACACAUCUUCUUUCAGAAUCAUGUCCACCUCGUUCCAUUAGGGGAAGGGGGAGAGAGAGAAUCUGGGGGGCAGAGAAGGAGAACUAGGGGGUGUUGUUUUCUCUUCCCCUUUGCGCUGUUGUAUAAAUCUUGGGAGGGGAGGGGGGAGAACCAUAAUUGUUCUAGUUUGGAAUACCCUUUAAAGGCAGAUGCUGCUGUUACUGCUUUGCAUUGUGACCUGGUUUACUUGGGAUCUGAACCACUCGAAGAAUUUCGUUCACCGCUUGUCUGAGGGAGUUGCUUUCAUGCCAAAAGCAGACCGCACCCCCAUCACUGAAUGCGCGUACACACACACACACACACACACACACACACA